Molecule: messenger RNA, 3877 nt
Organism: Orbicella faveolata
Lineage: Eukaryota; Metazoa; Cnidaria; Anthozoa; Scleractinia; Merulinidae
Biological process (GO): positive regulation of protein tyrosine kinase activity; neuromuscular junction development
Molecular function (GO): protein kinase binding
Source: RefSeq, a predicted model, not a curated record
GUUAUAUUUAUCAUUGCAAAAAAGCAUGUGAUAGCUAAUCACCUUUUACUUCGAGAAAACUCAAGGAGGCGGACUCUAUGGUACCUUUAGGCAUUUCAAAUCAAAAUAUCGCGUCGGGUUUGGGCAUAUGUUUCACGGGGUUCCAAAAAUAUCGCAACAAAAAGUCAGCUAGCGAACAAUACAAGAGUGUCAGGAAUAACAAUACGCAAAGGAAUGUUGGUGACUGGUGCGUGCGCAUAUCCUAGAAAAUCGACAAGCUCAGCAUGGCUGGGUAGUUUUCCAGCAGCUGACAGACGCGAUGAUGUUGCCUUAAACAUGGAUUUGAUCGAAGGGAGAGUACGUUAUCGGAAAGGCAAAAAGUGGAAGGUUCGAUGGGCUGUCUUGAAAAGGGUCAAUCCCGCAACAGAUGUCUUGAAUCUUGUUAUGUAUCCUGAUCGCCAUGCUGAUCAAUCAAGUGCUGGAGUGCGUCACAAAGCCCUCCUUUCCCUCAAGGGGUUUAGUGGGUUACAGGUACUCAAUAAGAUGGACAAGCAUUUCAAUGUAAUCGUUAUCAUAACAACAGAGGAAGUCAUUCCACUUAGCUUUGAGACAAUCGAUCAGCGGGCUGAAUGGCUAGCACUUCUACAGGGUUACUUUGGAAAAGAAAAAUCUUUUGAAGGUAUUGUGCCACACAAGCAGAAGAUCAAGGCAGGAGAAGCUGUUCUGCGUUUCUAUAACACUUUCUUCUCGUUGACUAAGAAGGACAACUACCGUCUUAUUGGUCACUGGAAAUUUACAGCGUUACCUAAAUAUGGUGCUGUAGAAGGAGGAUUUGCCUUUCAGGCAAGGCCAGACCCUCUAUCAGGAGAUAAACUGCUUACCUACUUCUUUGCUACUCGAUCAGGGAGGGAAAUACAGCAGUUAUUUGACAGUGUCUGUAGAGCGGAUGAGAUGGUGCCUGGUCAAGAAUACCAAUCAGACACCAGCCAGCCCGGAACAAGUGAAGAAGAUAAUAAACCGCAGCCUGGCUUUCUCCGGCGUGCUUGGCUUCGAAUGAGCGGAAAACGGUCACGCAAAGGAAAAGCCCCGAGACCUCGGAGUCGAAGCAUGCCAUCUACUAGCAAAAAGAAGGCUGAAAACACUGAGCUGAGUUCUAGAUCUCCCACAGAGCAAGGAAUUCCUUCUGUUCGAAGGAAUGAAUCGGUGCCUGCAAAUAUAGGAGCCAGUCGUAACCGCGCUGACAGUUUAAAUGAAGUGUUUUUGGGUGAAAAAAAGCCUUCUGCCUGCUCACCAAGAAGCCCACCGCCCGGGUACCAGAAUAUAGCGGGGGUCACACCCGAGGGAUACGAGGUAAUGAACCCGGGGGAUGAUUAUCCCCUCAAUGGGAGGAAAAGCAGUGGUACGAACUCGUUUACAAGGAAAGAAUCAGCGGGACAAAGAAAGAGUGAUGCAGCACACGAACAGCCUGAUGGAACACAGGCCAGAGAGUUAGAAGGGUAUGUGGUGGUCGAAGGGCGGGACGAAGAGCUCCUGGAAAAAAUAAGAACGAACUCAUACGCUAAAGACAACAGAACAUCGCAAGGGUCCGAGAGUGGGCGAAUUAAGUCAUCUGCUUCAGAGAAACGACAAAGCGAUCGAACGGAGGAAAACUGUGCCAUUCGAGAAGACGAGGAACACGAAGCGGAAGGGAGAAAAAUGUCCGAAAAUGAAAAACCGCGUUUGUCAAAUGGAGAAGUCCAGUGUCGCAUUGUUGUCACUACAACUGAGGAAAUCGACGAAGAAAGAACUAAACAUGACAAGGACGUGUUGAUAAAUGGCGACGAUGUUUUUGAUACAGUUGCAAAAGGAAAUCAACGUAGCCGAAGUAACACAAACGAAAAGGCUGCGAGAAACGCCGACUAUGUCAACGGAGAUAUAACGCAAAGCAAGGAUAAUACCGAAGCGGACGAAAAACAAGCUAAUGGUAAGUCCAACAGUGUCUCUACCCGGCGAGGCAUGAAAAUUCCGCCAAACCUUUCUCUCCCACCAACCACAACUAUUGGUAGCGCCGAGCAUCUUUAUGUGAAUUCCCCCAAAAUCGUUGAUUACGUCAACGUUAAGGGUGGCAGAGCAGGGCCUGGGUCGGCGAGAUCUCGCGUCCUAAGCGGCGCGUCGAAGGCUCACUCAGGCGGAAAAUCAAAACUAAACCCGUACGCAAUGUAUGAUGGGAACGAUGAUUCGAUUUACCACAGUGUGGAGUCUCUAAUGCCGUCACAUCCGGGAUAUCAAAAUGUCUUUGCUGAUGACCCGUCGCGAAGCCACAGCUUCGAGAAUAUCGCCGGCCAUUCGUACGCCAAUGUGGCAGGCGGACACCCUUCGUAUCAGAAUAUCGGGCACAUGGAUAGGUCGUACGUGAAUGUAAUGUCGAGGCCACACCAGGGGAAUUUAAAUUAUAUAAGACUCGAGGGCGUGGAUUCGCCGCACGCGCCAAGCCCGCUAGUAAAUACCUCGCCGAAAUCGGCGAAGCCUUCAAGCGACUACACUUGGAUCGACGAGAGGAAAACGAAACUUUUGAAAGACACGGCUAAAAUGCACUCUGAACGAAGGCAGGAGAAUCUGCCGCGCGUUAUGAAGAAGUAAUUUUGUAAAUAGUUUAGACUACGAACAAUUUCUACACGAACUUGCGUAUAACCUGAAAGAUUCGCGCGCGAGAAACGAGCAGUAAAAAUGCCGCGUGAAAAUUGGUGCUGGCGCAACUCGCACCAACCUUCCGCAGUUAUUUUUCGGCUUACUUCUCUUCUCGUAGUAAAAUAGUUGUUAAUUCCGGUUUUAUUAUUGAGUAUGACUUUGUACUUAUUUUUACACGGCAGGUUCUGUAGUUGUUAAUUACGUCAUCUUCGUUUUAGGGAAGUGUCCUCUUUUUGGAAAAACAGUAAAGGAGUGCAUGAUUAAUAUCAGGAGCCAUAAUGGCUCCUGUUAAUAUUUAAAAAAGUAUAAGAGCUUAUUUUUGGUAACGAGAAAAAGAUUCAGAAAAUACUUAGAGGUCUACUGUAGUGGAGAAAUAAAUAAUAGCUUUGUCAGACUACGAAUUAUCGUUUUUUACUCGAUAUCAACACGAUGUCAAACAGACAGCCGUGGGAAAUUAUCUUGAUGUACAAUCAAGUUCUCAGAACCUACAUUAAUGAAAUACAUUACGGUCAGUAAUGAGAAUUAAGAUUGCGAACCGUGGAGUCACAGGUUAAUUUAAUUCUCACAUUCUAGUUUGCUUAACUUUGUUUUUCCAAGAGAUGAACAGAUUUUGUAUCAGAAUUUAUCAGAGUAUGGGAUGUACGAGAUGGGAUGGGCGAAGGGUGUCACGAAUUGCCUUUAAUCUGUAAUCAUUCGCGCUUACCAGUACUCGUUUUAAAAGAUAAUUAGAUCCGUUUUAAUUGCUACCUUGGGAAACUUCUGUUGCACUGAAUAUUCAGGAUUAAUUUUUUUAGGACGCAUGAACUAGACAAAUUAUUGUGCUUCUUUACAUAUUGCGAGCUUGUGGUUUUUAUCGUCAGCAGUUGACACGCCUACAGGUCGACUAUCAAAUUUGAUAAAAACCAAGAGUAUAGUUUGAAUUUUUUGAGAAAAACCCAGUUGCUGAUCUUUCUAACAUGAAAUAUUGAUGACAUUCAUUUUGUUUAGCGCUUUCGGCAAGGAUGCCAAAACCCCGCGCGCGUUCACAGAGCUGAGCGUAGAAGGCCCCUGUGUAGGCAGUCAGAUUGCGAGUUUGCAAACCAUCAAACUUUGGUUCAAGCCAACUUCUUACAGUUAGACGUGUGUGCAUCUAGGCUAUGCAUGCAAGGCUUUUGUAUAAACUCAAGUUGAGGUAGACGUUUUUUGUAAAAAAAGAGAAAGUUUAAUCAAUUAAAGGGUGUCUGCAAUUUUA